This is a messenger RNA of Meloidogyne enterolobii, 1211 nucleotides long. Lineage: Eukaryota; Metazoa; Nematoda; Chromadorea; Rhabditida; Meloidogynidae. The record is from the annotation of a GenBank genome assembly.
UUCCUUUCUUGUCGAACCAUAUUUCGGUGGUCCCUAAUUAUUUAUUAAAUUACCUAUUAAUGUUCUUACCAAGAUCUUCAAUUAGCUCCAGAAUGUUUCCACUCCUUUCUGACAAAAAAAGUGGCCAAACUCGCCGUUCAUUAUUACUUAUGGGAGUUACUUUUCUUUAUUUAGUAGCUGGUGCUAUAAUAUUUAGUUUAUUUGAAUAUGAAGAGGAUGAAAGAUCUAGACAAGAAGUAACGGCAAAAAGAAGAUUAAUGCAACAAAAAUAUAAAUUUUCUAAAAAGGAUUAUGCUCAAUUAGAAAAUAUUGUUGUCCAGUCAAUUCCUUUUUCUGCUGGCCGUCAAUGGCAAUUUCUAGGGUCAUUAUAUUUUUGUACAGUAGUGAUAUCAACAAUAGGUUAUGGACAUUCAACUCCGAAUACAAGAGCCGGUCGUUUAUUUUGUAUGGUUUAUGCAUUGGGUGGAAUUCCCUUGGGAUUGGUUACAUUUCAAUCGGUUGGUGAACGUAUUAAUCAUAUUAUUAAAACUUUGCUUGUGCAAAUACAAAAAUGUUUAUUUAAAAACAAAAAAUGGUUAAGUAAAUGGCAAAUAAAGUCCAGACAUUUAUUGUUUGUUUCUUUCUCUAUUGGAUGUAUUACAAUUGCAGUUGCAAUCUCAACAAUUGGUUUUGGAGACUUUGUCCCAGCCCAAACCAAUGAAAGAUUAAUGAAAGAACCUGGAUAUGUUCUUUUUACUUUAAUAUUUUUACUUUUUGGAUUGGCAAUAUUUUCAGCUUGUAUUAAUUUACUAAUUCUUGAAUUUAUGGCAUAUAAUGCAGACAUUGUAACAGCUAGAAGUAGAUUAAAAAGAAUGAUAUCUAUAAAAAUGUCAACAUCAUUUCGUUUAGUAACUUCAUCACAAAAAAUUAGUAUAAUAUCAAAGCAAGAAAAGCCAAAAAGUUGGCGUCAAUUAAAGCAAAGUAUGGCCAUUAGAAGAAGAAAAAAGGAAAGACCACAAGCUGCCCGCAAAAUUGGAUUUUUUGUCGAAAAAAUUGAGGAAGAUAAUGAAGAAAUAAAAAAUAAAAGAAAUUCCCCUUCACUGUCUAUUUUACGAGAUAUUUAUAAAUGCCAUUAUUGGACACAUCAGAAAAAAUUUUGUGCCCGAAGAUUACCUACUCCUUAUAUUGAACAUUUGGUUAGGUAUUCUGCUGAUGAAAAAUAUUAUUAUUGA